This is a messenger RNA of Rhodotorula toruloides NP11, 834 nucleotides long. RefSeq names its product U1 small nuclear ribonucleoprotein A. The coding region runs from base 1 to 834 and encodes 277 amino acids. Lineage: Eukaryota; Fungi; Basidiomycota; Microbotryomycetes; Sporidiobolales; Sporidiobolaceae. Gene Ontology annotation, molecular function: U1 snRNA binding. Gene Ontology annotation, cellular component: U1 snRNP. Gene Ontology annotation, biological process: mRNA splicing, via spliceosome. The transcript has 5 exons. The record is from RefSeq and is a predicted model, not a curated record.
AUGUCGGCCAGCCAGCCCAGCCAGACGCUGUACAUCAGCAACAUCGCCUACGACAAGGCCCGAAAGGACGAGGUCCGAAGAGCCCUGUAUGCGCUCUUCUCGACGUACGGACGGGUGGUAGACGUUGUGCACACGCGGGCGCCGAGGAUGAGGGGGACCGCUUUCGUCGUCUUCCGCGACCUGGCGAGCAGCACGGCGGCGAUGCGAGGGUUGGACGGAGAGUCAUUCUACGGUCGAGGCUUGCGGAUCUCGUACGCCAAGGGCACAUCUUACGCCACGAUUGCGCAGACAGAGGGACCCCAAGCGGUGUAUGCCAUCAAGCUGGGCUUGAGGGAUGCGAACGAGGAGGCGGGCAACAAGUCGCGGUUGACGGUCUCGGGCGCGCAGAAGAAGCUGAUCGACGACCGGCGGAAGGAGAAGCGUGGACGGGAAGACGAGGAGGAGGAAGAGGAGGAAGAAGAGGACGAGGAUGAGGAGCCGCAGGCGAAGAAGAGCAAGCAGGCGGAGGAGGAAGACGACGCUAUGGAGGAGUCGGACGACGAGGAGGCGCCAGCACCGACGGCAGGACAAGGCAGCGAGCCGAACCCUAUACUCUACAUCGAAGGUCUGCCAGCGGAGCUCACGGGCGAUAUGCUCUCGACUCUCUUCCAACAAUACCCCGGCCUCUCCUCCACGCGCCUACUUCCCGUCCCUGUCGGCGCAGCCAAGAACAGCGGCACCGCUUUCGUCUCUUACGAGUCGACGAUGCAGGCGGGUGUCGCCAAGGAGGCGCUCGACGGCUUCCUCGUCGACCGUGAUGCGCCGAUGAAGGUCAGCUGGGCCAAGCGGGGAUAG